Messenger RNA from Tachyglossus aculeatus (Australian echidna), 1263 nucleotides. RefSeq names its product glucoside xylosyltransferase 2 (gene GXYLT2). Gene Ontology annotation, biological process: protein O-linked glycosylation via N-acetylgalactosamine. NCBI's taxonomy places the organism in Eukaryota, Metazoa, Chordata, Mammalia, Monotremata, Tachyglossidae. The transcript is spliced from 7 exons. Gene Ontology annotation, molecular function: UDP-xylosyltransferase activity. The record is from RefSeq and is a predicted model, not a curated record. Bases 1 to 1263 code for a protein of 420 amino acids.
AUGAAACUCUACCAUAAAGUCGGGGCCGGCCUGCUCUGCCUGGGCAGCCUCUUGCUCCUCUAUCUGUUGCAAGUUGCCAAAGAAAGCGGGCCGGCUCAUCUGGCCCAUUCCCCCUCCGGUCAGGUUUCCAAGACGCAGCAGGAGCCACGUCUCCCGAAAAAAAGCGGCCAGCGGAGCCCGGCCAGAGCGGGGAAGUUUGCAAACCUUCGGAAACCCGGGAAGCAACAACAUUUCAGAGCAGCGCCAGCUGAGCAGUGGAUGCAUCUGGCUGUUGUGGCAUGUGGAGGUCGCCUGGAGGAGACACUUAAUAUGCUAAAAUCCGUUGUGCUUUUCAGCUAUGGGAAGGUUCGAUUUCACAUCUUUGCCGAGGAUUCUCUAAUGCCCGAGUUUGAUAACAAGUUACGGCAGUGGCCUUCUUCAUACACAAAAAAGUUUGAACACAAUAUCUAUCCCAUCACUUUUUCAGUGGGAAAUGCUCAGGAAUGGAAGAAAUUAUUCAAACCCUGUGCUGCACAACGACUCUUUCUACCGGUGAUUUUAAAGGAUGUGGACUCUCUUCUCUACGUAGAUACCGAUGUUCUUUUUCUGAGGCCCUUAGAUGAUAUCUGGAGAUUCCUGAAGAAGUUCAAUUCCACCCAACUUGCUGCCAUGGCACCAGAGCAUGAAAUUCCGAAGAUUGGUUGGUAUAGCCGCUUUGCUCGUCACCCUUACUAUGGAAGUACUGGAGUGAAUUCAGGUGUCAUGUUAAUGAAUUUAACACGCAUAAGGAAUACCCAGUUUAAGAAUAGCAUGAUAGCAACGGGCUUGACGUGGGAGAAUAUGCUGUUUCCUCUGUACCAGAAAUACAAGAAUUUCAUCACAUGGGGAGACCAGGAUUUAUUAAAUAUUAUUUUUUACUUUAACCCAGAGUGUCUCUAUGUGUUUCCCUGCCAGUGGAACUACAGACCUGACCAUUGCAUGUAUGGAAGCAACUGUAAAGGAGCAGAAGAAGAAGGGAUAUCUGUUCUUCACGGCAACCGAGGUGUCUAUCAUGAUUCUAAACAGCCUACGUUCAAAGCACUCUAUGAAGUGAUGCGUGAUUUUCCCUUUGGAGACAAUCUCUUUCAAUCCAUGUAUUACCCUCUCCAGGAGAAGUUUUUGGAAAAUGUGCACACGUUAUGUGGAAGAAUUCCACAAGUUUUUCUGCAGCAGAUUGAAAAAACAAUGAAAAGAGUUUAUGAAAAACAUGUAAUUGUACAUGUCAGGUCCAAUAACAUUAAUUGA